CCUCUUCCUGACACAAAUCAGUGACAUUUUCUGGAAAGCAACACAACAUUGCUGUUUGGUUUUGUCAAGAUGCAUGUACAGUUUCUCAUCCUGGUUUUUGGGCUAAAUCUUCAUGCUGUAACGGCAUUCAGAAAUGGACAGGUAACUGUGGCAUGCAUGUCUAUGACUCCUGGACAUGGGACUAACUUAAACUCUACAUUAGAACCUCCAUAUACUGUCACCUCAGACGCCUCAAACUACACAGAUGGUCAGGUGAUCACAGUGACACUACAAGCAAAUAACACUGGAUUCAAGGGCUUUCUUCUUCAGGCCAGGAAUGAGAAGGGUCCAGUAGGAACUUUCACAGUCAUAGGAAACAAUACUCAAUUACUCUCCUGUGGAACAGAGGGCUCAGCUGUCAGUCAUACUUUAAAUGAUGUCAAAUCAACUAUUGUGGCUCAGUGGAAAGCUCCCAACAGUAACAACACAGAUAUUCACUUCAGGGCAACAUUUGUGCAGAAUUUCUCUCUCUUCUGGGUUGGUGUUCAAAGUGAUUCUGUUAGAUUUCUGGCAACAAAUCCUCCAAACAUGACAGUCUCCCCACCGAACGUGACAGUCACCACAACCAGAGUGACAGUCUCCACAACCAAAGUGACAGUCUCCGCAACCAACGCAACAGUCUCCACAACCAAAGUGACAGUCUCCGCAACCAACGCAACAGUCUCCACAACCAAUGCGACAGUCUCCACACCCAACCAAACAACUGAUGAUAGUCCAUCAAUAUCUCUCACAUGGUGUCUUCUUUUUCUACCUCUGCUGGCAAUUAUUUAAAAAAAAACUGGACAAAAUCCUUAAUCCAAUCAGUUUUUAUAGGCUUUUAGUUUAAAAUUCAAACAGGUUUAUAUUGUUGAAGUACAAUGGUGUUAAAAAAGCUAUUUUUAUGGUCUCAAAAUAUAUUACAUUUUUCAAUGAUAUGCUGAUAUUGUAAUAUAAAUAUUUUUUCUUUUAAUAGGGCAACAUAAAAGCCUCAUUAUACCCUA
Rhinichthys klamathensis goyatoka is the source of this 1019-nucleotide messenger RNA. RefSeq names its product putative ferric-chelate reductase 1. The coding region runs from base 70 to 810 and encodes 246 amino acids. Gene Ontology annotation, molecular function: oxidoreductase activity, acting on metal ions. The transcript is spliced from 5 exons. Lineage: Eukaryota; Metazoa; Chordata; Actinopteri; Cypriniformes; Leuciscidae. The record is from RefSeq and is a predicted model, not a curated record.